This is a messenger RNA of Propithecus coquereli (Coquerel's sifaka), 627 nucleotides long. Its product is annotated as DNA repair-scaffolding protein-like. The transcript is spliced from 6 exons. Gene Ontology annotation, biological process: double-strand break repair via homologous recombination; regulation of establishment of protein localization to chromosome. The coding region runs from base 1 to 627 and encodes 208 amino acids. NCBI's taxonomy places the organism in Eukaryota, Metazoa, Chordata, Mammalia, Primates, Indriidae. The record is from RefSeq and is a predicted model, not a curated record. Gene Ontology annotation, cellular component: nucleoplasm; nuclear chromosome.
AUGGCAUCCCUGGAUCAGAGAAAAAGGAAUUGGGAUAUAGAGUACCCAUCCUUUCCAGGAGAGAAGCCACUGCAGCUCAGAAGAGCAGGUCUCAGGACAGCAGGGGCAGCUGCCUCCCUCUCUAAAGCAUGGCUCAGGUGUGGAGAAGGAUUUCAGGACACUUCUGGAACUCCGUCAUUAACAACUGAAAAGAAGACUGUUACAGAAAAGCAUCUUGAAUUAUCCCCUAGACCCAAGAAAGAAACUACCACAUCUAAGAGUACCAGUGGGCUUACGGAUAUAACAUGGAGUUCCAGUGGAAGUGAUUUGUCAGAUGAGGAUAAGACACUUUCUAAAUCACAGAGAGAUAAUGAACAUGAUGAGUUACAGUUUAUUGACUGGGAAAUCGACAGUGACAGGGAAGAUGCUAGUGACUGUAACGAAUGUGACAAUGGCGAGGGUGCUGUGGACAUCUCAGACUGCGCUUCUUGUGCAAGUGGUCAUUCUCUGACAAGUGACGGGAGGCUGUCUGAGCUUCCCAAGAGGCGGGCUAGCAGAAAGACUGAAUGGACUGCAGAAUCGAGAGAGAUCUGCCAUUUCUUUGUGGAGACAUCAGUGUGUUUCUUACCAAAAGACACUUUCAGGUAA